UUUUAAAAAAAAAUGGCUCAUUAACCAACACUUUGAGAUAAGAUCAAAAACUAUUAUUGUUGCGGGACAAUAGCAGGAAAUAUUAAAAUACGAGCAUUAUAAUAAAAUAAGAUUUUUCCAUAUCGGAUUUUUUAGAUAAAAAUGUGUUUUUGCAAAUGGCUUCCAUUACCAAUGCCCGGCGAAGAAACCAUGUUGAUUUACAUUAUAAUCUCCAUAUUGUUUGGAAUUUAUCUCAGAUAUACCGAAGCGUUAAUUCCAACAACAGAAAUCACCAUUAAUUCCCUGGACCAAUGCAACCGUAAAAACAACACAAAUCUGGACGUCUCGAUUGGAGUAAAAUGGCUGGAAAAUCACACUUUCCAGAUUAAUGGACACCUUCAUUUGAAUUUCGAUAUCGACGAUAGUAUCGAUUUGAAUGUUGUAAAACUGGAUAGAGAGGGUGGAGUGAAAAGGCGCUAUUUGAAAGAGGUCAAAUUGUGUAAAUUGCUGGACAGGGCAGUUCGGAACAGGUUAGACAAGUCCGGACGGGUGUUUGUUAAACCGAUGUGUCCUAUAAAAGCACAGAAAUUCGAGGUCGAUCAAGUUGCAAUGGGUGACAGUUCCAGCAUCUUAGGAGUUCCGUACCGGUUCUUGAAUCAUCCCAUGCAAAUUGAAUUGUCGCGAAAUGGCGACACUUUGGCUUGUCUGGAAUUCGAUUUGAAAAGCAAAUUAAAAAUACUCCAGACAGUAAACUAGAGGUUGUUCCUCAACUAUUAAAUGUUUUUAAUUUUUGUCAAUUUUCCAAGUGAUAAUUUUUAUGAAAUAACUAUAAAUCCUGACUU
Messenger RNA from Ceutorhynchus assimilis (cabbage seed weevil), 821 nucleotides. Lineage: Eukaryota; Metazoa; Arthropoda; Insecta; Coleoptera; Curculionidae. The record is from the annotation of a GenBank genome assembly.